AAGAGCCUGACAAUGGACGCCGUUCACCUCAGCAUGUCCAGCGCUCCCCUCGUGAGGCAGCCUUCAGGAGGUGGACCCAAGACCAACAGGCCCCGAGUCAUGUCCAAGAGUGGGCACAGCAAUGUGCGAAUUGACAAAGUGGAUGGCAUAUACUUACUGUACCUUCAAGACUUGUGGACCACCGUCAUCGACAUGAAGUGGAGAUACAAGCUCACCCUGUUUGCCGCCACGUUCGUGAUGACGUGGUUCCUUUUUGGAGUGAUCUACUACGCCAUCGCGUUCAUUCAUGGGGACUUAGAACCGAGCGAGGACGUUUCAAAUCACACCCCCUGCAUCAUGAAGGUGGACUCUCUCACUGGGGCGUUUCUCUUUUCCCUGGAAUCCCAGACGACCAUUGGCUACGGAGUCCGUUCCAUCACGGAGGAAUGCCCUCAUGCCAUUUUCCUGUUGGUCGCUCAGCUGGUCAUCACAACCUUGAUUGAGAUCUUCAUCACAGGCACCUUCCUGGCCAAGAUUGCCAGACCCAAAAAGCGGGCGGAGACCAUCAAGUUCAGCCACUGCGCGGUCAUCACCAAGCAGAACGGGAAGCUGUGUUUGGUGAUCCAGGUGGCCAACAUGAGGAAGAGCCUCCUGAUCCAAUGCCAGCUCUCUGGCAAGCUCCUGCAGACCCAUGUCACCAAGGAGGGGGAGCGGAUCCUGCUCAACCAAGCCACCGUCAAAUUCCACGUGGACUCCUCUUCGGAGAGCCCCUUCCUCAUUUUGCCCAUGACAUUCUACCACGUGCUGGAUGAGACGAGCCCCCUGAGAGACCUCACGCCCCAAAACCUGAAGGAAAAGGAGUUUGAGCUCGUCGUCCUCCUCAAUGCCACCGUGGAAUCCACCAGCGCGGUCUGCCAGAGCCGCACGUCUUAUAUCCCAGAGGAGAUCUACUGGGGCUUUGAAUUUGUGCCUGUAGUUUCUCUCUCCAAGAACGGAAAGUACGUGGCUGAUUUCAGUCAGUUCGAACAGAUCCGAAAGAGCCCAGAUUGCACCUUUUACUGUGCGGAUUCUGAGAAGCAGAAACUUGAGGAGAAGUACAGGCAGGAGGAGCAGAGGGAAAGGGAGCUGAGAACUCUUUUGUUACAACAGAGCAACGUCUGAUGUCAGUGAACGCCCCGGGUUGAACCCUGGGAGCCCUUUCCGCGUCCGAGCUCCCUUAGAAUGCAGAGGUC
Puma concolor (puma) is the source of this 1211-nucleotide messenger RNA. The record is from RefSeq and is a predicted model, not a curated record. Lineage: Eukaryota; Metazoa; Chordata; Mammalia; Carnivora; Felidae.